This is a messenger RNA of Macrobrachium nipponense, 4202 nucleotides long. It is a transcript of the gene mmy, whose product is annotated as UDP-N-acetylhexosamine pyrophosphorylase-like. Gene Ontology annotation, biological process: UDP-N-acetylglucosamine biosynthetic process. Lineage: Eukaryota; Metazoa; Arthropoda; Malacostraca; Decapoda; Palaemonidae. The coding region runs from base 297 to 1904 and encodes 535 amino acids. Gene Ontology annotation, molecular function: UDP-N-acetylglucosamine diphosphorylase activity. The transcript has 14 exons. The record is from RefSeq and is a predicted model, not a curated record.
UUGACAACACAGCAGCAGACGAAUUUUGUCUCCCAUAGGAGCGGCCGCCCACCCGGUACUGUUCUGAAAGCUAUGGUUAUUAUUUGUGGCGUGUCAGAUGACAGGCAGAGGUGACCCCACUCUUGUGAUAUACAGAAAUUAAAUUCCUUGCCGCAGCAGUUUUGUGUAGAACCUGCAGUGAUCAUUGUCAAGUUGAAACCAAGAUGUUGCUGCCUGAAUCCAGGACCAAAUCUGGGGCUGGGAUUCAUUUGUGAGCUUGAGGUCGUUCCUCCUCAGUGCUUAUUUUCUAAGCCACCAUGAUGGACGUGUCUGGUCUUCGCUCUCGAUUGGCUGCUUACGGCCAGGAGCAUUUGCUGCAGUUCUGGGAUGUGCUCACUGAAGGCCAGAAGAAAUCCCUCUACAAUGAACUUAAUGAGCUGGAUCUAGACGAGAUUUGCGGGUUUUUCAAGCGAACGGUGGCAUCCCUCAAUGAGGAGCAGACCAAGCUUGACGAACGCAUGCAACCCAUCCCAGCAGAGAUGCAUGGUUCUGUGACUCGUACACCACUAGAGAAGAUCAAUGAUUAUGAGGAGGCAGGUUUGCGUGAGGUGAGUGAGGGCCGAGUUGGAGUGCUUCUGCUAGCAGGUGGGCAGGGCACAAGGUUGGGAGUGAGCUACCCAAAAGGCAUGUAUGAUGUCAAGCUCCCAUCAGGGAAGACACUUUACCAGUUGCAAGCCGAAAGACUGAGAAGACUUCAGACUCUUGCUGAGGAGAAGUUUGGCAAGUCAGGAGUGAUUCCAUGGUAUAUAAUGACAUCAGAGCACACCAAAGAACCAACAAUGGAUUUCUUUGCUCGCCACAAUUACUUUGGUCUUGAAAAAGAAGAUUUGGUUGUGUUUGAGCAAGGCAUGCUGCCUUGCUUCAGUUUUGAUGGCAAAAUCAUCUUGGAGCAACCAUGCAAGCUGGCUCGUGCUCCUGACGGCAACGGAGGCCUCUACAGAGCUCUUAGAGAAAAGAAUGUCCUUGAAGAUAUGGAAAGACGGGGCAUCAAGUACCUUCAUGUUUAUUGUGUAGACAAUAUUCUAGUCAAGAUGGCUGACCCUAUUUUCAUUGGCUAUUGUCUCUCUAAGGGUGCAGACUGUGGUGCUAAAGUUGUAGAGAAAGCCUUCCCAACUGAGGCUGUUGGUGUUGUAUGUAAAGUUGAUGGAAUCUACCAGGUGGUAGAGUACAGUGAGAUCACAUUAAAGACAGCCCAGAAACGAAACCCUGAUGGCAGACUCACUUUCUCUGCUGGUAACAUUUGCAACCAUUACUUUACAGUGGAAUUCCUUAAGAAUGUUGUUUAUGAUUAUGAAUGCAGUAUGAUGCAUCAUGUAGCCAAGAAGAAAAUCACAAUGGUAACACCAGAGGGCAAAGCUGUUAAACCUGAGAAACCAAAUGGCAUCAAGAUGGAGAAGUUCGUGUUUGAUGUAUUCCAGUUCUCUAACACACUAGCUGUCUGGGAAGUAAUCCGUGAAGAUGAGUUUGCCCCUUUGAAGAAUGGUGAUGGUGCUGAGAAGGAUACACCAACCACCUGCCGACAUGCACUCUUUUCUCUCCAUCAUCGCUAUCUUCUGAAUGCUGGUGGUACUCUUAUCGAUUCAGAAGGGGAACCUCUUCCUCUUAUUCCCAGGUCAGAGGACAAACAAGUAACAGAGGACAGCCCUGCUGCUGCCCCUAAAUGCCCAACAUUUGAAAAUGGCAACACAGAUUUCAAUUAUAAUGACAAUCAGAAAGAGAUGAGAUGGGAUGAGUGCCCUGUUGUUGUGGAAAUAUCUCCAUUGGUGUCCUAUGCUGGUGAAGGUCUGGAUGAACUUGUAGCCAAUAAGAAAUUCACAUGUCCGCUACAACUCACAGAUAGGUUGCCCAAGAAAACUGAAGCGUAACCUUGCGUGUUCUGAAAGCUCUCUAUUCCUAGAUACUUCUAAUAAUUUUUAUUACACAUCAACCCUAUUUCUGUGGAGGUUUUUUUUCUCUUCUAUAGGAGUGAUAAAAUUUACUGACUUAUUUAGGUAAAUGUCUUUGAGAAUGCCCAUUUUCAGUAACAAGGCAAUAACAAAUAUUGCCACUGGUAUAACUGACAAAAACUAGGAAAAUGACAUAUAAGUUAAAUCAUAAAUUCAUUUGUCAAUAUUUAAAAUCUUCUGUAUAUGUAUAAUUUUACUGUUUAUAUAGUGACUCAAUGAAUAUCAACACUUGAUCAAAAUGUUAAUACUUUGAGUGGUAAUUUACAGUUCAUGAAAAACUUGUAUGUGUAAUGAGUCUGUGCAGUACUUUGGUGAGCUUGAAACAACGAACUCAAAAGUUCAUAUUGUCAAAGGGAAUUUUAGAUUUUUUUUAUCUUGGGUAAUCUCAAGACAGAAUUUUCUCUGUGGAAGAGUAAAGUCAAACACAAGACUUAUAAUGAAAAACCCAUCACUGGUUGUGAUAAUUGUUCAUUAUCGUGCCUUACAUAAGCGAUAGCAUGUCAUUCAUGAUCUUAGAAAAAAUAAGAAGGAAAAAAAAAAAGAUACUGAAAUCAUCUCCAUUUCAUUACAUUUUUGCAUUAACAAAACUUAGUUGUGUAUAAAAAUAGGUACAUAUAUAUUUUUUCUUUUGCCAACACACUCCAAUUGUUAUUGAAAAACCACAGAAUAAAACUUAGAGGAUACUUAUCCACAAAGAGACUUUUUGCCAUAAGCUACAUAUUUAGUAAGUCACUAGUUUCAAUUUUCUUUUUAUUGAAGGAAAUCACCCACAAAAAUUAUGCUUAUAUACUGGCAAAUUUUUCUUCUGAAUACUGAAGCCUAGUUAAAAGCCACUACAUUCCAGUGUUUCUUGUUUUAACAGAGACCAAGUAUCAUGUUCAUGUUAGAAGUGCUACUAUAGUAAUGAUUUUCAUGUAAUGGUAGUAGAUAUUGUUCAGUAUUGAAAAGUACAAAUCAUCAGUGUUGUGCACAGGAAACUAAUAAUGAGAUCAAUACCUGUGCAAUCAAAUAUCAGCACAGUAAAAUAUUAAUAGAAUAUAGCAAUGGUUUUACUGUUAUGAAUUAUAUUGUGACUUAGAAAAAAAUCUCAGUAGUAUAGAAGCAGCACAAUGGAACUACUGAAUAGUAGUUCCUGUUUCAAGAUUUAUAGGGACCCAAUCAAUGUAACUUAUGGAUUUUUUUUUUUUUUAGUAUGUUUUGAUCCUUUUUCCAAGGCAUUUCAGUGCUUUCCUUUUUCAAUAUUUUUAUUUGCUACCCUGGGUUUUUCUUACAAUUAAGAAUUAAGAAUUUUUCUACACGUUUGUACUGUUAUAUUCAUCUGUUGAAAUCUGACACAUUCUUGAACAUUUAGUAAUAGUAGUGAUGUAUAUUUGUACAGUGCAAUAUUUAAACAAUAUUGUAUGUAAAAAAGGAAUUGAUUGUUCCUGUGUGUGAAAAUUGUGUAUCAUAGUUGUUUAAAUUGCCUCCCCCCCUUUUAACUGAUGUAUUUAAUUACAAAAUGUUUAAAUACGUACUGGGAACACGCUAGAUGGUUACCUUCUUCAUGAAAUUGUACAGAUUAGUUAGUCCUAGCCACUCUUGCUUCAUCUCUUUACUCAUGGAAUUUACAUAAAAUAUUCACAUAGACUUUGUUCCCUUUUGUGCAUUGCCUUCCAAGUGAAAGACUUUGUUCCCUUUUGUGCAUUGCCUUCCAAAUUUUUAAAUAGCCACCUACUUCACAAUAUUAUUUUAUUUACAGCUGAAAGAUCUUCCUGAUAAGAAGUUUUUAGUUACUAUGCAAGAAUAUGCAUAAACACUGGAAUUUUAAAAUUAAGGCAUUAUUAGUUCAGUGAGUAUUUGGUUUCAUAGCUGUCAAUGACUCACUUGACUGAAAUAGUCAUGAACAACUAGUUUGUUUUUAAUUGCUACACUUUUUCAACAACAAAUCCUACUUAAGUACAGAAUUAGUUUUAUUGUUGCUUAAUGCAUUAGUUUUAAUUUUAUUUAAAUAAAGAAUGCUGUUGGUGCUUUACACCACCAUUUUAAAUGUGGAGAAAAUAAUAUUGUAAUAUUGUGGUGGUUGUAAAGGUGGCUACUGAAGUAAAGAGGGCAAUGAUACGGCAGAACAGGUGUGUACCAAGGUCAAGCUUGUGGAAAUAGUUCUGUUGUUGGAACACUGUAUUUUUGCCUUAUAGGCAAACAAAUGAUUUUAUGUAAUGAAUAAAACAGAUUACAUAA